AUGUUUAAUUUAUUAUUAAAAUCUACAACAAGUUUUACUGGUAGAGUUGUCAGAUACAGUGGUAGAAAUAGUCAUGUCUCUCAAACAUUGAAUAGUUGUAAUAUUGCAAUGCUCGGUCAAAGAUCAUAUGCAAGUUUUGUAGAUGAAUUCUUAAAAAAUUUAAAAGAAAAAGAAUUAAACAAUAUCAAUAAUAAUAAUAAUAAUAAAAAAGAAAGUAACAAUAUACUUAAUAAUAAAGAAAUUAACAUUAAUAACAAUAAUCAAAAAGAUAUACUAAAUAAUAAUGUAGAAAGAGAUUUAGAUUUUUUAAAUAGUUUAAAUUUUGGUAAUAAUAACAAUAGCAAUAACAAUAACAAUAAUAAUAUUGAUAAUAAUGAUAGUAGUAAUAGCAGUAAUGAUAAUAAAGAUAGUAGUAGUAGUUUUAAUAUUAGAAAAGUAACACAAACGACAAAAGAAGCAAUGUUGGCAAGACACAAUGAAUUAAAGAAGAAAUUUGAAUUUGAAGAAAUAGACGACGAUGAAGAUGAUGAUUUUAUAGAUAAACAUGAACACACUAGUGGUGAAGCAAAUAACAAAAGCAGAAAAGUUAAUUUAAAUAACAACAACAAUAACACCACCACCACAAACAACACAAACAACACAAAAAAAUCGAGAAAACACAGACAACACGUCAACCCACUCAGCUAUCGUUUGCAGAUGACACUGGAUCCACCGAAAUGGGAAGAGAUAUUCGCCGAUUUGACGUUGCCGAUUCACAUCGAUCUCGGUUGUGGCAAGGGCGACAUGCUUGUGAAAUCGGCGAUACUGAAGCCCGACUACAACUAUCUCGGUAUCGAUAUUCGUGAUCAUUGCAUAGAGAUGGCCAACAGCUCAAAGAGUCUACUCGAGUUUGAGUUGAACACACAGAUCAAGAACCUUCACUUUGUAGAGACCAACGUCAGUGUCAAUCUCUUCAACGUCGCCAAAUCGCUACCGACCAACUCCAUCCAGAAACUCAGUCUGCUCUUCCCCGAUCCAUGGCACAAACGCAAGCAUAUCAAACGUCGUAUCGUAAAUGCCAACUUUGUACGUGAAGUUGCAAUGAUAUUACCUCCCGGUGCCAAAGUAUAUUUAAUGUCAGAUGUUUAUGAAUUAUAUGAUGAGAUGUUGAAUCAUUUCAUUUCUAAUAGUUCAUUUGAAUCGAUUGAUUUCUCAAAGAAUGAAUGGGAUAUUGAGGUUACCGCUCGUCAGAACUAUUACAUUGAAAAAGAUAUUCCAUAUUGGAGAGCUGUUCUAGUUAGAACUGAAAAAAAUGAAUCAACUGUAAAAACCAUUCUUUAG
Molecule: messenger RNA, 1320 nt
Organism: Heterostelium album PN500
Lineage: Eukaryota; Evosea; Eumycetozoa; Acytosteliales; Acytosteliaceae
Product: tRNA (guanine(46)-N(7))-methyltransferase TrmB
Exons: 2
Coding region: 1-1320 (439 amino acids)
Biological process (GO): RNA (guanine-N7)-methylation; tRNA methylation
Cellular component (GO): tRNA methyltransferase complex
Molecular function (GO): tRNA (guanine(46)-N7)-methyltransferase activity
Source: RefSeq, a predicted model, not a curated record